AUGGCGGUGUUUAAAACGCUCUGCAGAUAUAUUGUUUUUGUCGCCUUUCUGCUCACCGUUUUCGAUCGUAAACACCAAACAACUGAAGAGUUUUAUUCCGGAGACCUUUCUGCUGUACUUGCUGCUUCAAAUGAAGCGAACAAACUUCAAAUUCUACCGAUAAACAAUUCACUCGCACCAAGAUCCAGAGUCGCAUCAAGAUCGGGAAAGCCUAUUGAUAGAGCUGAGGAAAGGGCAAGGUUCAUCCGCUUUAUUCAUCUUGCUCGGAAUGAG
Messenger RNA from Paramuricea clavata, 273 nucleotides. NCBI's taxonomy places the organism in Eukaryota, Metazoa, Cnidaria, Anthozoa, Malacalcyonacea, Plexauridae. The record is from the annotation of a GenBank genome assembly.